GGAGCAGCAGCCAGCAGCAGCAGCAGCGGCAGCCAGGCAUCGUGGUGGAACGAGGAACCGAAACGAACGUGGAGAGCAACGGAGAUGGAGCUAUUCGAGACAGCAGCUAUGGAGGGAGAGAGGGCAUCGCGAUGGAGGGAGACGGCGCGGAGAUAAAAUUAGAAAGAGAGGUCAGAAAAAUGGCGUGACGGAGAAAAGGGGAGAGUGAAAAUCGAAGAAGAACGAAACGAACGGCGAGAUAGCUCGCGAGCAGAGGGAGGCAGGAAGAAACGUAGAAACGGAGCAGCGACAGAGAGGAGACGAGAACGGAGAGGCCAGAGGCAACGAAGCACCGAGAGAUCGAAGGAAGACGGAGAAAGAGGGCGAUAGAAAGGAGCGAGAGGGAGACAGAGGUCGGGCGAGCGAAAGAGAAAGAGAUAGCGGUGCGGCUGCAGAGAGAGAAGGAGGGAAUAGUAGGGGGUUCGGUCGGCCGGCAGGCUUGGCUGGUGCGUCAGUCAGGCUCGAGACACCCGCGAGAACGGAGCGGUGGUUGCCUCCCUUAUUCGGUACGUACGUUCGAUGCGCCCCCUCCAUCACCCCCCGGCCAUCUAACAGGAGUCUCGUCUAUCGAGGCAGUGUCGCGCAGAGUGUCGUACGAGUCGUAUUGCUCCGCCUGUUCGCUUCCCUUUCGAAUAAUACGACGUCGGUGUUCCACCGUCUAUUCGCAACCCUCGUGUUUCGGAUUUGUGCCGCGUUCGGAGCAGCCGAUCCUUGCUGGAGCUAUCCGGACCGGUGGACGAUCGAAACGACGACGUAAAGGGUAAGGAGGAGGAGGAGGCGGCGGUGGAAAGAGCCGGAGGUAGAGAAGAAGCUUCCGUAGGAGUUUCCUCGUCGAUUACUACUUCGGGCGAAUCCCCCAAGGAAGAACGAAGACAGUGGCUGAUACGCUACGCUAGCGAUCCAGUGCCCAGGGUGUGACUGACCGUCGAACCAGGCGCGCCAUAAUGGCGGAGGUGGCGACCAAGAAGUCGAUCAAUGUAUUGGAUAACAUAACCUCGAGUAACAAGCAACUAAUCUCGUUGUGCGACAACAACGACGACGAGGACGACCUAAUCCUGACUAACAACACGCGUAACGAGCUGGACACCGACGACAAGAGUCUUCAGGAGUUAAUCGAGAGCGAGCUAGCGCUAAGAAUCUGCUCCAGCACCGAAGAGGAGACCGGUAUAGAGAUGGACGAGCAGCAAGAAACGACGAACGAACCGGAAACCGUUAAGAGGAUCGUCCUGGACAGGCAACAGGACGCCCUGGACGUGAACACGGAGUUCAUCGCGGCGGAAACCGAGCAUUCCGCGCUGGUCGAGAAACCGUACAGUUAUCAGAACGGUCACAUGUCACCCGAGACGAAAAUCUCGGAUUCGUCGUACGAGGCGAACGUGAAGCCGGAAUCGAUCGACACCGGGUUCCGGGACGAGCCGGAGGCACAGGCGUUCGACGAGCAGCCGGAAGUUGGCAGCGCGAUAGCGAUCGAAGAAACAACGACGCGCGAGAUCGAUCAGCUGGCACGUGCUCCGUCGGACGAUGAGAAAAUAUUUCCAAAAGACCAGGACAACGAAGAACCGUGUCCAGAUCCCGUCCUUCGGAUCUCCGAGGCCGCGGAGAGGUUACCGGAAGUGCAGACUACGGCCCAGGAACCGUUCGAGUCGCCCUUCGAACCAGACGAGGUUCAGCUAACCGCUACGUCCGCGACCUACGUCGACGAGUACCAACGAGAGAAAGAGGUUCAGGUCACGAUCUUGGAAGCUUCCACGGAAUCCACGGACACCGAGGAGAAGGUAAACGUCGGACCAACGGAGGAAAGCAAUUCGCAGAGCAAGGACAUCAUAGACACGUGGACGGAGCAGACGACCUACGCCGAGGACCAACAGGCUGGCCAGUUUUCGGAUAACUUCGAUCAAUCGUAUCAAGAGGACGCGGAGGUCUUGGAAGAAUUCGCCAAAGAGACGGUAUCGGAGGACAGGAAAACGAAGGACCCCUUUGAGCUCGCGAUAGACACGGAAUGCGACAAGGAAGAGGAAGCGGAGGUCAAAGAUUUCCUCGCGGACGAGGAGUGGAUGAAGAUAUCGAUGAACGAUAAAUCUUGCAGCUUGGUAGAGGAGAAAAUCCCCGAAGAUCUCGAGGAGCCGUCCGUUGCAGGGAAGCUCUUGGAGGAGGAACCAGAAGAGGAGAUCCGCGACACGCCGACCAUGCAGUCCAGAAGCUUCGACGAGGGAACCCUGAGCCAUUCGGAAAGCUCGAUCGAGGCAGCCAGUACUCAAGAGUUUCUGGAUAUGGAACGACGGGUGCUGAGCGAGGAAAAUUACGAACAGUAUCCACCACGAGACGAUAUUCAGGCUCGCGAAACCCUGACGACUGCGGAGAAGGCUGAUCCCCGGAUAAGAAAUUUGCUGGACGAGGACGAGGAAGCGCAGGGCAAGGAGGAGGAAGCUAAAGAGGAAGCGAACGAUAACGUGGACGAGCAAAACGCGAUAACGGAAUCGUCCAGUGAACUGUCCGUGUCCGAGCCCACGUUCAUCGAGAAGACCGAGGUAGUCAUAUCCGAGACCAGCGUGAAGAUAGUCUCCGAGACCCAGUGUCUCGAGAUUGACAACGACGUGGAACCGGUCGACGAGGAUCUCCAGCUUCGCAACCACGAGCUCGAGUCGCCGGCUCGCGCACCCCUUGCCACCCCCGACGACGAGACCAGCGACGUUUCUAACGCGGGUGACAGUGAAAGCCGGGAGGAGACGAUAACAACGACGAGCGUGGUGAGCUCGGCGGGCACGAAGGGUGGGACCAAGACGAAGAAGAAGAAGAUCGAGGGCGUCGCCGGUAACGAUGCCUCGCCGAACCUCACUCCCCGUACAAAGAAGACCAAGAAGAGCAAGAAGAGCGAGCUCGAGAAGGAGAACAUCUCCGUGAACUCUAACUUGCAAGAGCCGAGCAUGCACCCUGGUCCGCGGCAGAUGAACCCGGAAAGCCUCGAUUUCUCGGACGAGAACGAUCUAUCGAACGUGAACGUGAAAUCUCUGACACAGAAUUAUGUAUCGGAGGCGACUCGAAACGAGCAGGAUCGAUGCACGAAGGAAAAGAUCGCGACCGGCGUGUCGAUCAAACAGUUGUGUCGUAGCUUUGGCGACAUCUCGAACAUGAGCGACGGCGAUCAGACGACGUACGGGAAAGCGAAUCACACGAUGGACACCGAAGAGAAAGCAAGGUCGCUGGGUGAUCUGCGAGUAUGCGAGAAGGGUUACUCGAAGUUCGCCAAAGACGCGCUCGUCUUCACCGGGGUGUCGGUCAAGGCCCUCAGGGCUUCCUACUGUAGUUUGGCAAACUUAACGAGCGAGGGUAAGGACACGGAUCGGCCGAGGCUCGAGAAGUCGAGCUUCAAUAAAUUCGACGCCCUCAGCAAGAAGACGGUGCUGCAUGUGCGCUCGAUCGAUGCGGGCAAAGUGCAACAGCAGCUGAACGCCGUGGGUCAAAAUGGCGACACGAAUCCGAACUGCCGCAGCUGCGGCAAGGUCGUCUUCCAAAUGGAACAGACAAAGGCCGAGGGUCUGGUCUGGCACAAGAAUUGCUUCCGGUGCGUCCAGUGUAGCAAGCAGCUUAACGUGGACAAUUACGAGAGCCACGAGAGCACGCUUUACUGUAAGCCACACUUCAAGGAACUCUUCCAACCGAAACCGGUUGAAGAGUCCGACCAGCCUGUGCGACCUCGAAAGCCGGAGCUGAUCAUACGGGAGAACGAGCCGAAAGAGCUGCCGCCCGAUGUGGUCAGAGCCUCAGACAAACCGGACCUGGGUCUCGAGGAGCUGUCGAGCCUGAACGUGAAGUCCCGGUUCCAAGUGUUCGAGAAGGCCGGCGCGGAGACCAACGAGAUCGAAAGGUCGCCGUCGCAGAUCGCCGUGAAGAGGUCUCCCAGUAUCCUCAGCAAGCUCGCCAAAUUCCAGGCCAAAGGCAUGGACAUCGGAGUGGCGGAUGAGUCUCUGAAUGGGAUCCCUUACGAAGAGUCGAGCGAGAGCGAGGAAGAGGAAGAGACGGAGGAAACGGAGGAGGUGGACAGCGAGAUCGUGAAGGCGAAACGCGCGACCCGCGAGCGACCCAUCAGCUUCACGAAGAUGGACGACAUAAAGAAUCGUUGGGAGACGACCAGCCAGCAGGGAAGACGGGAGGUGCAACGGGAGGCGAGGAAAGAGGAGAUCGCUGGAAUUCGCUCGAGAUUGUUCAUGGGCAAACAGGGUAAAAUGAAGGAGAUGUAUCAGCAAGCGGUAGCCGGAAGCGAGCGCGUGACGAAGAUCAAUGCGGCGGAGGAGAUCCAACACUCGACCCACGCUCGUUCCAUCAAAGAACGAUUCGAACGGGGCGAGCCCAUCGCUGCGUCCGACGACGAGACGGACAGCAAACCGAAACCGGAGAAGGCUGACGAGGAAGUGAUCGCAGCAGGUGCAUUUUGCCCCGCGAACCAACGUAUAUUUAGAACCCGUUAAAUGUAAUUAGCCACAUGGAUCGGCGGUCGAAAACUGCCAGCGGCGACUGACCGCUGAAUUUGCUACCAUGUGCGCUAGAAAGAUCGUACUAGAGUGGCAUUCAUGGGACGGCAAGUCUCAGACGACGUGGUGCGCAGCUCGGACACCACCGAGGAGGUUCAGGUCGAGACCUCGGACAUUUCGAACAAAUUCAAAUUUUUCGAGUCCUACAAGGAACCGGAAAAGCAACGGAAGCAGUUCCGAAUUACCCCUCCGCGCGAUGGCCAAUUGAAGAUGGACUCCCCGGAACGCGAGAUCUACCGUGAUCCAGACGUAGUGAGGGCCGACGACAGGGUCAACGAAGUGGUGCACACGGACACCGCGAGGAAGAUGCUGUCGAUCUUCCGGCAAAUGGAAGAGAACGCCUGCAAGAAGGAGCUACCAAACGGACCGAAACCAUUGAAAUGCUUCACACCACCGCCAGAGGACAAGUUCGCGAAAGCAACGGCCUCGGACUCCGAGGAAGACGAGGAGGAGGACGGCGAGGAGUCCGAAGGCGAAGACAGCGCCGAGGAAAGGGACCCCAAUUACGUACGAGCUUCCGAUAAGGUCGAGGACGAGUUCCUGAAGCAAGCGCAGAAGGCGGCCCGCGCAAAAACCUUGUGCGCGAAAUUCGAACACUGGGAAGAGACGGACGGCAAGACGCCACCGAGCAAUCAGCAUAUCGCGGAGAUGGAAAUCGCUCAAAGCACCGGCGAACAGCUGAGCAUAGAAUCUGCGAGCAGUCUGAGAGCCCGUUUCGAGUCCCUCGGCUCGCAAACGACCGAAUCGCCGCGCACACCGAAGGUCAAAGUCAAUCGAUUCGUGGAGAUUCAAGCGAGCUGUACGGACGUGUGCGAGAGCUGCGAAAAGAAAGUGUACCCCCUAGAAAAGGUGGAGACAAAUAACAAAAUAUUUCACAAACAGUGCUUCCGGUGUCUGCAGUGCAAUUGCGUGCUAAGGAUGGACACGUUCACCUUAAAUAAUGGUAAACUCUACUGCAUCCCGCACUUCAAACAGCUGUUCAUCACGCGAGGAAACUACGACGAAGGUUUCGGCGUGGAUCCGCACAAGAACAAGUGGACGACCAGCUCGAGCAAUCCGACGAGUCCGUCGCCGAUCGCGGUGUCGAACGGCGAUCUCUGAUUUCUCGCGGAUUUCGCCUGUUGUAAUUAGAAGACGAAGAAAAGGAAGGAAGCAAAAGCCUCAGCCGGCUGUAAAACUGUUGACGAGCGAACGAAGCCAGAUCCGAAUUGGUCGGGCAGCAGAGAAAAGAUCCAUGGAUACUCUAAUUUUCCAAAGACGACUGCCGGAUCGCUUGCGAAUCGAUCGAUAGAUCGCAAAUCGUUUCAGCCUCCUCUCGACUCCCGUGACUGAUCGCGCGCUGAUCGAGUUAUUAAUCGACAAGACUCGCGACGAGGAUUUAAACGUCCCUCGUCCUCCCUAUUCCUUGCUAUCAUUUUAAGUAUUUUAUUUUUUAGACCUCUAGAUCCCUAUUUGCCAAUGCCCUAUUAUAAAU
Molecule: messenger RNA, 6042 nt
Organism: Eufriesea mexicana
Lineage: Eukaryota; Metazoa; Arthropoda; Insecta; Hymenoptera; Apidae
Exons: 21
Source: RefSeq, a predicted model, not a curated record